GGUUUCCAUAUAAGUGAUGAGAAUGUAGAGCGGGGUAACUGGUCCUCGAAGACUGACUACUUGCUCUCGAUGAUCGGAUACGCUGUGGGUCUGGGCAAUGUCUGGAGGUUCCCUUACCUGGCUUACAGAAAUGGAGGAGGUGCCUUCAUUAUUCCCUACGUCAUCAUGUUGGUAUUUGCUGGGAUACCCCUGUUUUUCCUGGAAUGCUCAUUUGGGCAGUUUGCCAGUCUUGGGCCUAUUGGAAUAUGGAAAGCUGUGCCAAUCCUACAAGGUGUGGGCAUCACCAUGGUCCUUGUGUCAACAUUGGUGGCUAUUUACUACAAUUGCAUCCUUGCCUACAGUCUGUACUACCUGUUUGCUUCCUUCCAAUCGCCCCUGCCAUGGGCAGACUGCUUCAGUUGGUGGGGAGCAGAUGAAACAUGCAGCAGGACUGGAAAAGAUCCACUCUGCAAUCUCACUCAGGAUGGUGGAUAUUUUGAAACUGUGAAUGCAAUGUGGUUGCAGGCGAACAAUAAAACUUGUCCAAUUGGGUCAGAAAUCCCUGUUCCUCACCAGAGUCCAAGUGAGCAAUACUGGGAUAAAGUGGUUUUGGACCGUGCCAGUUCAAUGGAUGAGACUGGGAAGAUAGUCUGGUAUUUAGCCCUCUGUCUACUUCUAGCCUGGGUCACAGUUGGGGCGGCACUAUUUAAAGGAAUCAAAUCUUCAGGAAAGGUGGUUUAUUUCACUGCUAUAUUCCCUUAUUUGGUUCUAACCAUACUCCUGGUCCGAGGGCUUACUCUGGAGGGAGCCAAUCAAGGAAUCGAAUUCUAUAUUGGAAGCCAGUCAGACAUCUCUAAACUGGCCAAUGCUGAGGUCUGGAAAGAUGCUGCAACACAAAUCUUUUAUUCUUUCGCAGUAGCUUUGGGAGGCUUAACAACAUUGUCAUCCUACAACGAAUUCCACAACAACUGCUACACAGAUACCAUCAUUGUCUGUGCUGUUAAUUGUGCUACGAGUGUGUAUGCUGGAUUCACCAUCUUCUCCGUCCUUGGACACAUGGCUCAUAUACAAGACAAGCCUGUCUCGGAGAUUGCACAGUCAGGUUUCGGUUUGGCUUUCAUUGCCUACCCAGAGGCCCUUACACAGUUGCCAUUUUCACCUUUAUGGUCCGUUUUAUUUUUCAUCAUGCUGUUCACUCUGGGACUCGACAGUCAAUUUACAACUGUAGAAGUAAUUAUGACAAGCUUGCACGACCAGUUCCCUGCACUUCUGCAAUCAAAACGACAUUAUCUGUCAAUAGUGACUUGUUUUCUAUUGUUUCUUUGCGGCCUCAUUUGUGUAACACAGGCUGGGAUUUACUGGGUGAACUUAAUUGAUCAUUUCUGUGCUGGCUGGGCUCUCCUGAUAAUCGGUGGUCUGGAGUUUAUUGGGAUUAGCUGGAUCUAUGGGGCAAACAGAUUCAUCAAGGACAUUGAGAUGAUGAUUGGGGAAAGGAAUUGGCUCUUCUGGCACUGGUGGAGAGUCUGCUGGUUUUUCAUUUCUCCAUGUUUGCUGGCAGUUAUCAUAGUCUGGUCCUUAACAACAUUCACCCCACCAACAUACGGAUCUGUUGAAUACCCUGUCUGGGCAAUAGCACUGGGCUGGUGUAUGAUCAUCUUCUGUAUUAUGUGGAUCCCCAUUGUGGCUGUGGUGAAAGUUGUCCAAGCUGAGGGCAACUUGUGGAAGAGAAUUACUGCAGCUUGCACAUCAACACCAGACUGGGGUCCAAGCUUGGAGGAGCACCGAGGGGAAAGACACAAAAAUCAGAUUAACCCUAAACAACAAUUUCGCGAUGUGAAACUUCCAAAUAUUCAUGAUAUAAUAUCAAAGCUCUAG
Molecule: messenger RNA, 1854 nt
Organism: Hemiscyllium ocellatum (epaulette shark)
Lineage: Eukaryota; Metazoa; Chordata; Chondrichthyes; Orectolobiformes; Hemiscylliidae
Product: sodium- and chloride-dependent neutral and basic amino acid transporter B(0+)-like
Exons: 13
Coding region: 70-1854 (594 amino acids)
Biological process (GO): sodium ion transmembrane transport
Cellular component (GO): membrane
Molecular function (GO): L-proline transmembrane transporter activity
Source: RefSeq, a predicted model, not a curated record